GCAACCACAGUGCCACAGAGGACAGAAGCAGUGGAGGCUUGAAGGGAAGUGCUGUUUGUUUUUUCUUCAGGAGAAUGGCUCUUCUAACCACAAGCAUCUCUUCUAACUUGACCUCAUCGGCUGGAGAAGGAAACCAAACAAACACCAGUCAUUGCUCCCUUGGAUCUGACAACUGGACCUUCACCUAUGUCCCAGUUUAUGUCAUGGUCAUAUCUGUGCUGGGAAUUGCCUUGAACAUCUUCGUGCUGAUGGUUUUCAUCUUCCACAAGAAGCCUUGCAGCGUACCUGAGAUCUACCUGACCAACUUGGCAGCUGCUGACCUGCUUCUGGUCUCCUUUUUGCCCUUCUGGGCCGUCAGUGCUUGGAAACGGUUUGAAUGGAUUUUUGGUUCUGCCUUGUGCAAAAUGGUCAACGUGGGCAUUCUGAUGAACGUCUACUGCAGCAUCUACUUCCUGGUUUUGGUCAGCAUAGACCGGUAUUUGGCUCUGGUCUAUCCACUGUCCCAUAAAACAAUACGCCGGCCAAAAUUUGCUAAAAUCAGUUGUCUCCUGGUUUGGAUUCUGGGAUUUGUUCUUAGUGUUCCUAAACUUAUCAACAGGGAAUUGGUACUUCAUGAUAACGUUACCAAAUGUGCUGAAAAAGAUGAAACUAUUUCUGACACAUGUGAGUACAUGAUUUUGGCGCUUGCCUUCAUCAUUCCCGUUUCCAUUAUCAUCUUCUGCACAAUCAAGAUUCUCCUAACUCUGAGAAGCAGGUUAAUGGAACGAGAAAAGACAAAGGACAAGGAUAAGAGGGCCACCACUUUGGUCCUGGCCGUCCUGCUAGCGUUCCUGAUCUGUUGGCUUCCGUUUCAUCUGCUCCGGAUACCAUCCCGGCUCCUGAAUGCUGGUAUUCUGACAAGCUGUAGCUCUAGGAAAACCAUCUACUUCUGCGGGCAGAUCUUCCUCUACUUAGCGUUCUUCAACAGUGUUCUCAACCCCGUUCUUUACGUCAUUGCUGGGAAAAACUUCCAGAAGAAAGUUAAGGAGGUCUUCAAUCAUAGGAACCUCAAGCGGAAUUCAACCUUCAGCCUCACCUCCACAAGUGCUAAACUAUCAAGAAGUGUUAAAUUCUAGUUAACGUUGAGCUGAUGUGCCGGCAGCCCACCAGUGAUUUUUAUAAUCCAGGUAUGGAAUCAAACAGUUUUAAGAUACAACCUUAAAGCUAUAGUGGGAAUUUCCACUUUUUUAUUGCCUUCUGCAUUGUGAAUAAAUUAGUUUGAUCAAGUAUGACAACCGAAACUUUAAAAAUAAUCGCCUGUCAGUUUGGUAGCUGCCAAUCAUUUUUUUAGGAGUAGUAAUAAGAACCUAUUUAAAUGAGAGAAAUAGAAGGAAUUAAGGAAUACCUGACAGCCUGCAGCCAUGCAAGCAAGCACGGCACCAGCCUGAUAAAUACCUCAGCUGUGUUUUCUUUGCACUUUACAAGUCAAAAAGGUUCAGGCUAGGCUGUAGAAGAGUUUGACUUAACUUCUUCAGGAAGGCAAAAUCUAAAAACAGUUCAUCCCUUUGGCUGCAGUCUGAUCUUUCCCAAAUAAUUACAGCAAUGAAGCUACAUACUUUUGCUAAAUCUGGUAUAUUCUUUUGUCAGAGCUGAUGGACUAGAGAACAACAUGCAAACAACAACAGAUUGAGACAAGGAAGCUAAUUAUAAAAAGAUCUUGCAAACAAUCUUUACAAGAUUCAGGUGUUUAAAUUAUAGGUAAAUAACUCAAAAAUGAUGCUACAGUCAUGUGAAAAACCCAAAUUUUCUGUUGAUCUAAGCCUGUAAUGUUUUGCCUCCAGGAAAGUUUCAAAGGGCUGUCCAGAUCGAGUCUACUAAAACCCAAACCCAAAAAUCCAGAGCAGGUUUUGUGAAGUUUUAUUUGGCAUGUAGCUGAGGGGCCUAUCCAGGAAUCCUGUAAGAACAAGCGGGUAUAGACAGACAUACAGUAUGUGCCAAAAGACCUGCUGAUUUUAACCUUAAUAUCUGUUGCAGGGGCAAACAGUAAGGGACAGACAUUCAAAAAAUGGGCACAGGGAGGAACACAAAGUAAUGCAAACGACAUGCAUAUGCAUGGAAUUAAAAUAAUUACAAUUAGUUAAAAUAAGAGAGGUUAUGAUUGAAAGUUGUCUUGCAAUCCUUUAUCAUUGCACAAAAAUAUUAAGCAUAAAGUAUUGCAAGCAAAAGCAAAAGUAAAGCAUUUUCUUGAUCUGUGAAAGAUAACAGCAGUGAAUAAAAGAACAGCAGGAAGGUACAAAACAUACAGUUUCAUGAUUCACAACAUUUGUGUUGUUCUGAUGAAAUGUACUAAUUUCCUUAAAGUCAUGAAGUUUGGAGAAAAGUAACGUGUCUUUGGUUUAAAUCUAUCUUAAUGUUUUCAACUUUUUUUUAAAUUAGUUUCUCCCUGAUUGGCAGCCUUAUUCUUUCUGAUGUAUAUGUUUUUUUGUUUCUGUGUUUGAUGCAGAAAAUUGUAUCUGGAAAAAGCAUAAAUGUAUAUCUAUAUAUUGUUUGUAUAUCAUAAUGAGCAGAUCAACAGGAAUGAAGGGUGUGAUCCAUUCACUUCCAGAGCAGCUUUGUGUUGGACUUCCUGGUUCUAUCUUUCACCAUUUGACGGGAUGGGACUCCAGAUCCCGAAAACGUCUAUCCAACCAUGCAAACAACCAGAGCAAUUCGAAUAAAAACGCUUUCAGGGAAAACAAACACACACAUUUUUUUUUUUUUGCUACUCAGUUGAAUAGCAUUACCAAAUGUUUUAUAAUUGCAGAAGUAAUGGACUGAAAUUAAGAUAAUGGAAGGAAUCAACCAGAGAUGGAAGCAUGUUUUCUGUAACUGUGACAGCGUGUGUAAAGUUCUUAUUCAGCUUUUUAAUGGUUGGAUAUUUCAUGUGUAUUUGUAUGAUUUUUGUGAAUUUUGUUCUGUUUGUUAUCUAUAUAGAAUUGCUUUAUGGAGCAUUGAUGAGUGUAAAAGAAUAUUUCUGUUAAGCAUAAAAUGUAAGCAGCUUUCUGCAGCUCUUAGCACACAAGUACUGCAGACUGUUUUCUCUUCAGUCACCUGUUUCACUCUCAUGGACUAUCUCUGCGGGCGGAAAAGCCACUUCCUUUAUUCUGAGGAAACUUUGGUGUAACAACCUUUAAAUAACAAAUUGGUUCACGUAAAUUUUGCAACAUAGAAACUUGUGAUCUAUGCAGUUUACGAGUGAUUAAGGUUUUGUAAAAACUGUCGUGUUUUUUAAUUUGUCUUUUUGUCGAAGGCUAAAUAAAGAAAGUAAAAUGACCCUGUUGCAAGAACUUUUAUCACUUUGGGUAUAUCCUUUUGUAAAGAAAGUCAUUUUUCUGAUGAAAUAGAGCAGCAAGGCAGAUGCAAAUAGGCUCCGCCUCUCAUCAUUCUUUAGAUAUGUUUUAGAAAUGUAAUAAGUUUUUAGUCAAUAAACUUUAUAUCU
Messenger RNA from Fundulus heteroclitus (mummichog), 3457 nucleotides. RefSeq names its product B2 bradykinin receptor-like. The transcript is spliced from 2 exons. The record is from RefSeq and is a predicted model, not a curated record. NCBI's taxonomy places the organism in Eukaryota, Metazoa, Chordata, Actinopteri, Cyprinodontiformes, Fundulidae. Bases 75 to 1115 code for a protein of 346 amino acids. Gene Ontology annotation, biological process: neutrophil chemotaxis; immune response; G protein-coupled receptor signaling pathway. Gene Ontology annotation, molecular function: bradykinin receptor activity. Gene Ontology annotation, cellular component: membrane.